Molecule: messenger RNA, 2640 nt
Organism: Amphibalanus amphitrite
Lineage: Eukaryota; Metazoa; Arthropoda; Thecostraca; Balanomorpha; Balanidae
Exons: 4
Coding region: 1-2640 (879 amino acids)
Source: RefSeq, a predicted model, not a curated record
AUGGCUCAGGCCAGGAGGGAGGCCGAGGCGCUCCGUAACGCCGAGCGGGAAAGACAGCGACGGGCGGCCUUCGAUGAGGCACAAAGAGAAGCGGACGCCGAACGGCAGCGACAGCGGCGGGCCGCCAUGGAUGACGCUGAGAGAGAAGCGCACGCUGAACGGCAGCGACAGCGAAGGGCUGUCAUGGAUGACGCCGAGAGAGAAGCGGACGCUGAAAGGCAGCGACAGCGGCGUGCCGCCCUCGAUGACGCUGGGCGCCUGGCAGAGGCCGAGAGGCAGCGACAGCGACGGGCUGACAUGCCCAACGAGGUACGUGACGCGGAACGGGCGGCCGACGCGAGGGGCCACAUGGAGGGGCGCCGCAGAGUCGACCGGGCCAAUCGAGCCGCCUGUGACGCCGACUCUGUGCUGUCCGGUCGCCAGCCGGUGGCCAGGCUCGACACGGGGGCACGCGACACGGUAUGUCCGCACUGCGGCGCCCUCCUCUGGCGAGAGGAGCGGGCCACUCUGUGCUGUUCGGGGGGAAAGGUAAACCUAGAUCCCCUGCCCGCCCCGCCACCGCUGCUCCGUGAACUGUGGACGGGCGACACGCUGGAGGCACGCACAUUCAGACAGCACUCCCGGCGCCUGAACACGGCGCUGUCGCUGGCGUCUAUGAUGACACGGGAGGUGAGGCCGGCGGACGGUGGGUAUGCACCAUCAGUGAUCAUUCAAGGUAGGUUGUACCACCGCGUCGGUCCGCUGCAGGCCAGAGACGGGGAGCGGCCGUCGUUCGCCCAGAUUUAUGUGAAUGACCCGGACUGUGACGACCCGGCGGCCGAGGCCGCGCUGCGUCUAGGACACGUGCCGCUGCCCCGCGGCACCCGGGAGCCGGAGCGGGCGCGCCUGCUGACGCUGCUCGAACAGCUGCAGGUCCUGCUGCGUCAGGUAAAUCCCUAUGUGCAGGACUUUAUCCACGCCGCCGAGCUGCCGGAGGAGGAGGUUCAGCAGCAGAGACUGGUGGUAAGUGCCGACGCCCGCCCGGCCGACCAGCACCCCCGACGGUACAACCGCGCCGAGGGGUUCCGGGAGGUGGCCGUGCUGAUGGACGAGGAGCCCGUCCAUCAGGACAUCGUGCUGCGUCGCCGUGCCGAUGCCGAAGGUCCGUUCCUCCAGACGGUAAAUGAGACGCACCGGGCGUUUGAGGCUCUGCACUUUGUGCUCCUUCUGCCGUUUGGCACAGACGGCUGGCAGCCCGACCUACGGCAGGCGGUGGCAAACGGGCGCGGGGACGUGAGGGGCGUGUCGCUGAUGCAGUACUACGCUCAUCGGCUGCAGCUGCGACCCGACCUCGAUGACUCACUGUUCCGCGCAGGACGCCUGUUUCAGGAGUACGUGUGCAUGGCUUUUGCGCGCGUAGAGACCCAGCGUCUGCUGUACCUGGCUCGGAACCAGGCCGGCCUGCGUGCCGAGCUGUACCAGCGCCUCCAGGACGCGCUGCCGGGGGACGCCGAAAGGGAGCUGGCCGGCGGAGACCGCGUCGGUCAGCGUGUCAUCCUGCCGGCUUCCUUCACCGGCGGGCCCCGGUACUACCAGCGCAGGUACCAAGACGCCAUGGCCAUCGUGCGAGUGUACGGCAGGCCGACGUACUUCGUGACGUUCACCUGCAACCCAAACUGGCCUGAGAUCCAGGCGGCGCUCCUGCCCGGCCAGGAUGCGCAGUCCCGCCCCGAUCUGGUGGCCAGGGUGUUCCACCUAAAGCUGAAGGCCCUGCUGAAGGAGCUCACCACCAGCGGCAUCUUCGGACGCUGUGUCUCCAUGCUGAUGGUGGUCGAGUUCCAAAAACGAGGUCUGCCGCACGGCCAUAUCCUGGUCAUCGUCCGGCAGGAGGACCGCCCGCGGACUGCCGACGAUGUAGACGCGGUGAUCACGGCGGAACUGCCCGACCCAGCCAGGUCAGACCAGGCGCGCCGCCUGCACGAGAUCGUGGUGAGUACCAUGGUACACCGCCAGUGCGGCGCCGCCAACCCGACGGCCGCCUGCAUGGAUGGCGGCCGCUGCUCCAAGGGCUUUCCCAAGCCGUUCGCCAACGAGACAGAGUGGCGGGAUGACCAUCCGUACCCUGUCUACAGGCGGCGACCGGCAGCCGAGGGCGGCCAGGAGUUUGUGCGUGACGGGCGGCUCAUCACCAACCAGUGGGUGGUACCCUUCUCUCCAUACCUGUCCCUGAAAUAUGAGGCUCACGUGAACGUGGAGGUGUGCUGUUCGGUGCAGAGUGUCAAGUAUCUUUUCAGGUACAUCUACAAGGGCCCGGACCGCCAGAUGGUGCGCGCUGACAACCUGAUCGGCGGCGAUGACGAGAUCGCAGAGUACCAGGACAUGCGCUCGAUCGGUGCCAGUGAAGCCUGCUGGCGUCUGUUCGACAUGCCGAUGAGCCAGCGGCAGCCGAACGUGGUCGCUCUACAGGUGCACCUCGAGGAUCACCAGCUGGUGUACUUCGAGCCGGGACAGGAGCGGCAGGCGGCUCAGGCCGCCCGACGCACCCAUCUCACCGCCUGGCUGGAGUAUAACCGGGAGUCGGCCGCCGCCGACCCGGACUGCCGCCGACUGCUCUACCCGGACUUCCCGUCGCGGCGGCAGAGGCAAUCGGCCGCGUGGUGA